This is a messenger RNA of Magallana angulata, 2610 nucleotides long. Its product is annotated as tetraspanin-5-like. Bases 100 to 936 code for a protein of 278 amino acids. Gene Ontology annotation, biological process: protein localization to plasma membrane; protein maturation. The transcript is spliced from 8 exons. Lineage: Eukaryota; Metazoa; Mollusca; Bivalvia; Ostreida; Ostreidae. Gene Ontology annotation, cellular component: membrane. The record is from RefSeq and is a predicted model, not a curated record.
CACCGCACAAUGAACUGUCACAAAAUAAUGAUCAUGUAGGUUUUCUUUCACAAAAAUCUAUUGUAUUCGCCUGUGGAGUUCAGUGUGAUCACCAAAACCAUGGAAAAGCAUAAGAAUAGAAAGACGAAAGGUCGAGGAAUUCGACAGGAGAAGUCGGAAGUCAGCUGUUGUAUGAAAUAUUUGAUGUUUGGAUUUAAUGUUCUAUUCUGGCUUGUUGGUGCAGGGAUUUGUGGAAUAGGGCUUUGGGCCUGGACAGAAAAAGACAUGUUCUCCAACAUUGGCAAGAUAACCACAGUGACCCUUGACCCUGCCCUCAUCUUCAUCAUCAGUGGAGGAGUGAUGUUUGUCAUUGGUUUUUGUGGAUGUAUUGGUGCCCUCAGGGAAAACACAUGUCUCCUUAUGUUUUUUUCUGUGUCAGUUGGCCUGAUUUUUGCUGUGGAACUUCUCUUUGGUGUUCUGGCUUUUGCAUACAAAGACUGGAUAAAGAAUCAGAUUGAGUCCCAGGUGAAGAAUAUGAUCAUCAAUUACAGGGAAGACUUGGAUUUACAGAACCUGAUAGACUGGGUCCAGCAGGAUUGGCUACACUGUUGUGGGGUAAACAGCUAUGCAGACUGGGAACUGAACCGCUAUUUCAACUGCUCCUCCCAAGGCAGCAUUGAGGCAUGUGGUGUACCAUUCUCAUGCUGCAAACCCACCACAGAUCUUAUCAAGAACCACCACUGUGGAUUUAAAAUGAUCAAUAAUGCAGACAGAGAGAACAAGAUUUACACAGAAGGCUGUAUUUCCCUGGGGGAAAAAUGGUUGGAGACAAACUUGAUCCCUGUGGCAGCAAUAGCAGUUGGUAUAGCUGUUGUGCAGAUUUUAGGCAUUUGUUUUGCAUCCAUAUUGCGAUGUGAUGUGAAUGCCCAGAAAGCCAAGUGGGGUUACAAUGACUGACCAGACUGACCAGGCAGCAGCUAACUGUCUGUGUACCGGUACACAGUGGUCAGGAAUCAGAGACCAGGCAGCAGCUAACUGUCUGUGUACGGGUACACAGUGGUCAGGAAUCAGAGCUCAGUCUGUGUUAUAGGCUGUUCUGUACAACAUCUUUCUAUUUCUUAACAGCUAUGUCUAUGCUCUCUGAAAAUUUAAGAUAUCUUUAUAAUGUGAAUGUAGUGAACUCUGUGAUUCAUUCCAUGUUAAGAACAGCUUAUUUACCCAUUGAAACAGUUGGGUCAGAUCAAGUAUCAAACAGUACAUGCAGUUUAGGUUUUAUUUGAAAACUUUCAUUUUGUCCUAUUUACAAUUUUACUUAAUGUGCAAUGCCUUUUGAAUAUGGAACAUGUAUGCUUGUACAAUAUUUCUCUUUUUACGAGUAUCAUAUAGAUAAUUCAAAGGAAAUGUUGUAAUUUUUAUCCUAAGUGAUUGUUUAUAGCUAGCUAUACCAUGAUCAUUCCUGCACAUUGUGAACAAAGCUAUCGUUGAUCCCCUCACUCAUAACAUAGUUGUGUGUCUAUUCUUCAUAGUUUCCUCCAAAGUCCAUUUUUGUUAUGCUAUUUACAGCAAAUUUUGCUUAUAUUUUUUUCUUUUAGUUUGGUUUAUGUUUUAUAUGCUUUAAUUUAAGAUGGUUGUGCAUUCCUUUAUACAAAAACCUAUACAUGUAAUCAUGCAUAUCCUCCUGUAAGUAGGCAUUUUGUUUUAUGAUUUUAUUUUAAAAGUUUAUCAAUCUGUUCUUUACAAAUUUUAUUUUUGUUUUAUUUUGCUUUAACUUGUUAGUUUUGAUGUAUAGGGAAAUCAAAAUUUUAAUUUCUGUGAACUACCCUAAAAAAGAUUUGAUAAUUUUAUGAUUUACAGACUGCAUCAACAAAUUCUGUAUCUCACAGGCACAUAGCAUCGGGGGGGGGGGGGGGGGGGGGGGCAUAUAAAAAAAUGAAUUAUAAUGGAGUUGGCCCCCCCACUUUUUUGGAAGUUAGUAAAAAAUUGAUAUGAAAAUAAGGAAAUGAGUAGUCAAAUUGAAGUUACCCCCCCCCCCCCCAUGGAUUAGGAAUUUCAUGAUUCGGAGGAAAAAAAAUUUUGGAAAGGAAGAAUUUUUUUUGGAAGUAUAGUUGAAUCUAACCCCCCUGCUGUUAUUCCAGGCAAGCUAUACUCCGUCCUCGGGUUCAUGAUCUUUUAGCCAUAUAUACAAGUGUAAAAAGCUUUUUGUUUGUGAAUUUUUAUUCAAUGCAUGACUUUUAUUUAUUCAUACCGUAUAUGAUUUUUAAUAAUUGUAUUUAUAAACUCUUACUUUUUGUUUUCAUAAAUUUUUUAUUGUUAUUUUGAAAGGAGCGAUACAUGUUUAAAAAUGUUUUGAUUGAAAAAUGUUUUAUUUACAUAUCUUAAUAUUUAUACAUGUAUAUGGAAUUUUGCAAUUUCUAAAAAUGAAAUGAAUUUGAAACAGAACAUUGUAUGAUAGGCAUUUAGAGUUUAAUACCAAAUUUGAUAUAGCAAAAUGAAUUUUAAGAUGUAUAUCAUACAUUUUGUUGUUUGUAUUUCCUCAAAAUUCACACUUUGAAUAAAAUUAUAUGUCCAGAAAUUUAUGAAGGUGAUCCUUGAAAUGUUUAAAAUGAAAUAAAAUGUGUAAUAUAUUUUCUA